AUGAGUUAUACAAAUUGUACUUUUUGUUAUCAAAAGGUACUUUUAAAACAUCCAUCAAGUAGCGGUUUUUAUAAAUGUUGUUUUUGUUAUCAAAAUUUCUUUCCAUUUCAACCAGUUCAACAAAAAUCAUUAAAAAAUAUCGAAGAAUUUAUAAUUAAUAGAAAUGAAAUUACAAAAUAUUUAGGUGGGAUUAUAGGACAAGGAGGUUUUAAAAUUUGUUAUCGUGGCAAAUAUAAAAAUACAUAUGAUAUUGCUAUUUCAGAAGUCCAAUGUAAACUUGAUAACGUUACUUUAAGAGAAGUAGCAAAUGAAUUAAAAAUUUUAAAAGAAUUAAAUCAUAAAAAUAUAGUUCAAUUCAUUGGAUAUUAUGAAUCGGAACGUACGGGAUUUUUAAACAUUAUUACAAAAUAUUAUAAAAAUGGAAAUUUACAAAAGUAUAUGAAUAAUAACCCAAAUCAAGGAAACUAUAGUUUACAAUUUAAAUUUAUUUCCGGAAUUACUGAAGGCGUAUCAUAUCUACACUCAAAAAAUAUAUAUCACAGGGACUUAAAACCAGAUAAUAUUUUACUUUCCGAUAAUUUUACUACAAAAAUUACUGAUUUUGGAGAAUCUAAAUAUAUGGACAAAUUUGCAAAUGAUAUAACAUGUUCUCAACGUGGACAUCAAUAUUUUAGAGCGCCAGAAAUUAAUGGAAAUUAUUAUGAUAUUAAAAAAGUAGAUAUAUAUUCAUUAGCUUUAGUUUUUUGGUCGAUAUUAAAUUGGGGGAUAUUACCAGCGCAUGGUAAUCGUUCAGAUAUUUCUUAUUUGAAUAAUAAUUAUCCUUUAAGUUCAAAUAUAAUUCAAAAAAUGUGGCAAACGGAUCCAAGAAAUAGACCAAGUAUAGAAGAAGUUGUUAUUAUGAUUAAUAGUAUUCGCGCUAAUCGUGAGAAUUUUUUUAGAACGGCAAAUUUUUUACAUUAA
This is a messenger RNA of Entrophospora candida, 960 nucleotides long. NCBI's taxonomy places the organism in Eukaryota, Fungi, Glomeromycota, Glomeromycetes, Entrophosporales, Entrophosporaceae. The record is from the annotation of a GenBank genome assembly.